Messenger RNA from Oncorhynchus mykiss (rainbow trout), 7614 nucleotides. The record is from RefSeq and is a predicted model, not a curated record. Lineage: Eukaryota; Metazoa; Chordata; Actinopteri; Salmoniformes; Salmonidae.
ACUUCUCUGGUUGUGUGUAGUCUGAACUCAACUCUAAAGGUGCUUCUGAUUUCUGUUUCAAUACGCCGGUUUUACGAACAGAUUUGUUUAUAUAAUAUUUAUUGUUUUUCAGAAGGUUAUUUAUUCAUAAAGUGAUGGCAAAAGGAGAAGGAACCGAACAAUAUUCCAACAAUAAUUUAUUAACGAAUAAACCGGUCAACCCAGAUGUGGUCAAAUUAGCUGUGAAGCGCGAACAGAAGAACAGGUUGUCCGUAUGCAACAAGCUGUGCUACGCGGUGGGAGGAGCGCCCUAUCAGAUCACAGGAUGUGCUCUCGGCUUCUUCCUUCAGAUAUACCUAUUGGACGUGGCACAGUUGGACCCGUUCUAUGCGUCGAUCAUCCUGUUUGUGGGGAGGGCCUGGGACGCUAUAACGGAUCCCACCAUAGGCUUCCUGGUCUCCCGCUCUCCCUGGACACGCUUCGGACGCAUGUUGCCAUGGAUCCUGUUCUCUACUCCUCUAGCCGUGGUCAGUUACUUCCUCAUCUGGUAUGUUCCUGUGUUUGAGGAUGGGAGGGUCAUCUGGUACCUGGUCUUCUACUGCCUCUUCCAGACCCUUCAGACGUGUUUCCAUGUGCCCUACUCGGCUCUGACCAUGUUCAUCAGUGAAGAUCAGAAGGAGAGGGACUCUGCCACUGCUUACAGAAUGACGGUAGAGGUUCUGGGUACUGUGAUUGGCACAGCCAUCCAGGGUCAGAUCGUGGGCAUGGCCAACGCCCCUUGUAUCCCGACGCCCGGUGAUAAUGUCACGGCCGACGGGUUAAACUCCUCCCUGCUGCUGGAACAGGAAGUCAACGCCACGAUCACCACUGUCAUCACCCUGGACCAAACGAAAACGGCCUACAAUAUAGCCUCCGGUGUCAUCUGUUCCAUCUACGUGCUCUGUGCCGUGGUGCUGUUCUUCGGAGUCAAGGAGAAGAAAGAGUCGUCUCGCCCCCGGUCAGAGCGCAUGUCGUUCUGGCAGGGUAUCAGGCUGGUGAUGGGCCAUGGACCUUACGUCAAGCUGGUGAUGGGCUUCCUCUUCACUUCACUGGCUUUCAUGCUACUGGAAGGGAACUUUGCUCUGUUCUGCUGCUACACUCUGGGCCUAAGGAAUGACUUCCAGAACAUUCUACUGGUCAUCAUGCUCGCUGCGACGCUCACCAUCCCCUUCUGGCAGUGGUUCCUCACCAAGUUUGGCAAGAAGACAGCUGUGUACAUCGGCACCUCUUCUGUGAUCCCCUUCAUGAUCCUGGUGGUGUGUGUGAAGAGUAAUCUCAUCAUUACCUACGUGGUGUCGUUCGCCGCCGGGGUCGGCGUCGCCGCUGCCUUCCUGUUGCCAUGGUCCAUGUUGCCAGAUGUGGUGGAUGACUUCCAGGUCCAGAACCCAGACUCUCGGGGUCACGAAGCCAUCUUUUAUUCCUUCUACGUCUUCUUCACCAAGUUUGCCUCUGGAAUCUCUCUGGGGAUCUCUACUCUCAGCUUGGAUUUUGCAGGGUAUAUGACUCGAGGUUGCACCCAGCCUGAGAACGUGGAUAUAACCCUGAAGGUUCUGGUCUCCGCGGCGCCCAUAGGACUCCUUCUGAUUGGCCUGGUCAUAUUCCGCUCUUAUCCAAUCGACGAAGAGAGGAGGCAGGGCAACAGGAAGCUGCUGCAGGAGCAACGGGAAAAUGAGGCAGACUCCGAAACCGACUCAACAGAACUGACAGACAUGGUGUAGGUUCUAGAACACUCAUGGACCAAUGGCGUGACUGAUGGUUGCUUGCACUGGGUGGGGCUAAUGAGGGGGGGGGGGCUGGACCUAUCACAAAGGCGACACUGCUUCCAUCCAAUCACACUGCUGCUUCAGGUCUCUGAACUUAAAAGGAUCACUAACACAAGGCCCAAAAACAGAAAAUGUUUCUAAAACUGCAGUUCCCUAUGGCAAGGAACGACAGCAUAUCUUACCCCCUCCCCCUCAUGGCAAAGGAAGCAUAUGACUGACGGCCUUCCUGGUUUAAGUCCCGCCCACUUCAGCUAUGACACAUUUUCCCGACAGACGUCACCCGCUCGGUUGUCAGUGUUGUUUUGGGUCAAAUCUAAAACGGCAACCCAUAUCCUUGUGCACUACACGGGGCUGUAACUGUAGUGAACUCCAUGGGGACUUUUUACGGUGUCAUUUGAGACGUUUUCGUCGUCAAAUCAAUGUUGCACAGGAACCUUAAUGUUAUGGGUACAAUGCAUAGUACUGUUGAUGUAUAUUGCCAUAACUUUAUCUAUCGUAGGUAUAACUUGAAAAUCUCUAAUGACUUUAGACACUGCACUAGAACAAUUUACUACAACCCUCUUUUUCCAGGGUGGAGAAGAAGACUGUCGAAAGCUAAAUAAGAGCCAUUUUAUUCAUUUUAUUUUUUACUGAUAUCGGUUACAAAAUUCAGACAUUUUAAAAUAAUAUAUUUAUAUAUAUAUAUUUUGAUUAGAAUAUUUCUACAAUUUUGAAUAUCAAAUGUUUCUACUGAGUGUAUACAGACUUCAGUUUGGUACUGUCUUGACUGGUAGGACUACUGUACUGUCUUGACUGGUAGGACUACUCUACUGUCUUGACUGGUAGGACUACUGUACUCUCUUGACUGGUAGGACUACUGUACUGUCUUGACUGGUAGGACUACUGUACUGUCUUGACUGGUAGGACUACUGUACUGUCUUGACUGGUAGGACUACUGUACUGUCUUGACUGGUAGGACUACUGUACUGUCUUGACUGGUAGGACUACUGUACUCUCUUGACUGGUAGGACUACUGUACUCUCUUGACUGGUAGGACUACUGUACUCUCUUGACUGGUAGGACUACUGUACUGUCUUGACUGGUAGGACUACUGUACGGUCUUGACUGGUAGGACUACUGUACGGUCUUGACUGGUAGGACUACUGUACGGUCUUGACUGGUAGGACUACUCUACUGUCUUGACUGGUAGGACUACUGUACUGUCUUGACUGGUAGGACUACUCUACUGGUAGGACUACUGUACUGACUGGUAGGACUACUGUACUGUCUUGACUGGUAGGACUACUCUACUGGUAGGACUACUGUACUGUCUUGACUGGUAGGACUACUGUACUGUCUUGACUGGUAGGACUACUGUACGGUCUUGACUGGUAGGACUACUGUACGGUCUUGACUGGUAGGACUACUGUACGGUCUUGACUGGUAGGACUACUCUACUGUCUUGACUGGUAGGACUACUCUACUGUCUUGACUGGUAGGACUACUGUACUGUCUUGACUAGUAGGACUACUCUACUGGUAGGACUACUGUACUGACUGGUAGGACUACUGUACUGUCUUGACUGGUAGGACUACUCUACUGGUAGGACUACUGUACUGUCUUGACUGGUAGGACUACUGUACUGUCUUGACUGGUAGGACUACUGUACGGUCUUGACUGGUAGGACUACUGUACGGUCUUGACUGGUAGGACUACUGUACGGUCUUGACUGGUAGGACUACUGUACGGUCUUGACUGGUAGGACUACUCUACUGUCUUGACUGGUAGGACUACUCUACUGUCUUGACUGGUAGGACUACUGUACUGUCUUGACCGUUAGGACUACUGUACUGUCUUGACUGUUAGGACUACUGUACUGUCUUGACUGUUAGGACUACUGUACUGUCUUGACUGGUAGGACUACUCUACUGUCUUGACUGGUAGGACUACUCUACUGUCUUGACUGGUAGGACUACUGUACUAACUUUACUGGUAGGACUACUGUACUGUCUUGACUGUUAGGACUACUUUGUACUCUCUUGACUAUUAGGACUACUGUACUGUCUUGACUGGUAGGACUACUGUACGGUCUUGACUGGUAGGACUACUUUGUACUGUCGUGACUGUUAGGACUCUGACUACUUUGUACUGUCUUGACUGUUAGGGCUCUGACUACUUUGUACUGUCGUGACUGUUAGGACUCUGACUACUUUGUACUGUCUUGACUGUUAGGACUCUGACUACUUUGUACUGUCUUGACUGUUAGUUCUCUGACUACUUUGUACUGUCUUGACUGUUGGGGCUCUGACUACUUUGUACUGUCUUGACUGUUAGUUCUCUGACUACUUUGUACUGUCUUGACUGUUAGUUCUCUGACUACUUUGUACUGUCUUGACUGGUAGGACUACUGUACUGUCGUGACUGUUAGGUCUCUGACUACUUUGUACUGUCUUAACCCAGCAUCAGCUGCUUCUGAUGUGUAAAAUAUUGUCGACCUGUUAGUCCCAGUAUCUGCAUACUGUUAAUUCAACACUUUUUUCUCCCUUUUCUUAAUAUGUACAUAAACAAAACCAACAAUGUCUGCAAUAAGUUAAUAAUUUAGUUCCUUUUAAGACCUUGUCUGCUGUUUGACACACUUCGUAAGGAAGUGAGAUCUCUUGUCAAUUUUUGUUUUACAAGUCGUGUUUCAUGCAGUUUUGAAACCAUCUCAGAUGUUUCCUUCCCCACGUUCCUAUGUGCGAGUUUGUUUUGCGCGGUCCAGUGCCCCUGGUGGGUGGAGAUUUCACCUAAGGACCAAUGCAAUGCUCUAAAAUAUACAAACACUGCCUACCCAGAGGCACCGGGCCAUACAAAAUGAACUUGACCAUAAGCAUAUUCAACACGGGCGUAUUCAUUAGGAAAGCAAACAGGGAGGAACCUACCUGAAUUCAUGCAAUGUAAACAUUCGUAGCGCACAAAUGAAUACACCCCAGUGUGGCCCAGAAGAGAUUUGGGACCGACUCUGUAGUCUAAUAGACUGGAGGUAAAAGCUGUGUUCAUCACAGCACUUACCUCACCAUUAAACCAGAACCACUAAACAGUACAACUGUUAACCAAGCUAUUUCACACAGCCUAUACAAUCUAUAGUAUCACUACAACACCGUUUCCAGUUCAAGACUUAGUGUUGGGCAAAACCAUAACGACAGCUCGUACUAAUCUAGAAAGACUCCAUUUUAACGUAUUUCAGUUACAUUUGCAGCAUGGAUUUUUUUUGUCGAAAAAUGUCCUGCUUAUAUUCUAGAUUUAUCCUAUUUUUAAAUAGCAUUUUUAAAAGGUUGCUGUCGCAACUUGAAAUGAGUUCUGAAUGCUCCUAUGUGUAUUGGUCUCAAAACCUUUUUAUUUGGAAAGUUAACUGUGUAUUUGUAUUCAUUUUAAUUUAUUUUACAUUUUGAAAUGAUAAAUCCUCAGUCUUGUCUUUUUGUGUAGCUGUGAAAAUGGGGGGGGGGGGGGGGUUUAUGAAGUUUGUGUGUUAUUGUAUUGAAAGUGUCCACAGGAUGUCAGUUGAAAUUGAUUUACAGACGAAGACCACUAGGCCUUCAUCAGCUCCAUGGAAAAUAUCAUCUUACACUGAAAUAUACACUGAAUUUUUUUUUUUAUUUUUUUUAUUUUUUAACAUGCAAUGAUUUUAAUGAGUUAUAUGAACUGUAAGGAAACCAAGUCAAGUGAAAUAACUGAAUUAGGCCUUAGUCUAUGGAUUUCACAUGACUGGGAAUGCAGAUAUGCAUCUGUUGGUCACAUAUCAACAACAACAAAAAGGUAGAGGCGUGGAUCAGGAAACCAGUCAGUAUUCGGAGUGACCGGCAUUUGCUUCAUGCAGCGCGACACAUCUCCUUCUUGAUCCGGCUGUUGAUUGUGGCCUGUGGAAUGUUGUCCCCACUCCUCUUCAGUGGCUGUCGGAAGUUUCUGGAUAUCGGCGGGAACUGGAACACGCUGUCAUACGAGUCAAUCCAGAGCAUCCCAAACAUGAUCAAUGGGUUGACAUGUCUGGUUAGUAUGCAGGACAUGGAAGAACUGGGACAUUUUAAGCUUCCAGGAAUUGUGUACUGAUCCUUGUGACAUGGUGCUGUGCAUUAUCGUGGUGAAACAUGAGGUGAUGGCGGCAGAUGAAUGGCACGACAAUGGGCCUCAGGAUCUCAUCACUGUAUCUCUGUGCAUUCAGAUUUGCCAUCGGUAAAAUGCACUUAUGUUCGUUGUCUCUCGUUUAUGCCUGUCCCCGUACCAUAACAUCGCCGCCACCGUGGGGCACUCUGUUCACAACGUUGACAUCAGCAAACCGCUCGCCCACACACAACGCCAUAUACGCUGUCUGGCAUCUGCCUGUUACAGUUGAAACCAGGAUUCAUCCAUGAAGAGCACACUUCUCCAGCAGCCAUCGGAGGUGAGCAUUUUCCAACUGAAUUCGGUUACGACACCAAACUGCAGUCAGGUCAAGACCCCGGUGAGGACGACGAGCACUCAGAUCAGCUUCCCUGAGAUGGUUUCUGACAGUUUGUGCAGAAAUGAGUUGGUUGUGCAAACCCACAGUUUCAUCAGCUGUCUGGGUGGCUGGUGUCAGACAAUCCCGCAGGUGAAGAAGACGGAUGUGGAGGUUCUGGGCCUGCUUGGUCUGCGGUUGUGAGGCCGGUUGGACGUACUGCCAGAUUCUCUAAAGUUUACUGUAGAGAAAUGAACAUUUCAAUUAUUUGUCAACAACCCUGGUGGACAUUUCUGCAGUCAGCCUGCCAAUUGCACACUCCCUCAACUUGAGACAUCUGUGGCAUUGUGUCGUUGUGACAAAACUGCACAUUUUAGAGUGACCUUUUUAUUGUGCCCAGCACAAAGUGCACCUGUGUAGUGAUCAUGCUGUUUAAUCAGCUUCUUGAUAUGCCACACCUGUCAGGUGGAUUAUCUUGGCAAAGGAUAAAAUGCUCACUAACAGGGAUGUGAACACAUUUGUAGACAAUGGAAAGUUUCUGGGAUCUUUUAAUUUCAGCUUAUGAAACAUGAGAUCAACACUUAACAUGAUGCAUUUCUAUUGUUUGUUGAGUGUAUUAACAAAGUUACGUUAUACAUACGGUUUAUAUAUUUACAGACAAUUAUAGUGUUUGAUUUAGCGCAUAAUAGUCUCUCUAGUGGUCACCUAGCUCUGGUCUUAGUUAGAGGAACGGUCUAGUGCCCUGGACCAGAGCUAGUGGACGUCUUGUGUGCCAAAAGUGGUUAGAGAGAAGACAAAUCCAACUUCGGUUACCAGAGGUCUCCAUGUCUACCUGAUCAGUCUCAUACAAUGGGGAAAAAACUUGUCAUUGUCCCACACAAUGACAUCCGUGAGGGGAGUGUGGAUCUGUCUAUCUGUCAUUUGUCACACGCUAUCUGACAGCACUGGGACAAUUUGUGGAUUAAACUUGGGUGAAUGAUGCCUCUUGCCAUAGAGAUCUGACAUUUUACAAAAUUACACUGAUUGGCCCAAGACAGGAGCUAUGGUAAUUAACUGAAAUGUGUUAGUCACAUUAGUUCAUGUUUACUGUUGUCUUGUUUUUUUUUUUUUUUUCGUUUUUUUUUUUGAUAAAUAUCUUAGGUGAUUACCUUCCUGUUCAACUCAAGGCAGUAGAAGGCAAACGUGUUUAGGCUCUAAAACGAGAAUAGUUUUUAAUAUAACUUACUUCCACACAGAGCUGUAACAAUGCCUUGUAUACACACACACACACACACACCUCCUGUGCAUAAUGUAAAUAUAUGUAAGUAAAAGUUGUAUAUCUUUUGAUAUUCGUGCCAGAAAGUGAUCUGAACGGGUGUUCGAAGUAGUUAUUUAAUAAAUGUUAUACUAAUUGAUGCAGUA